Molecule: messenger RNA, 1023 nt
Organism: Fonsecaea multimorphosa CBS 102226
Lineage: Eukaryota; Fungi; Ascomycota; Eurotiomycetes; Chaetothyriales; Herpotrichiellaceae
Exons: 3
Coding region: 1-1023 (340 amino acids)
Biological process (GO): water transport; glycerol transmembrane transport
Cellular component (GO): plasma membrane
Molecular function (GO): water channel activity; glycerol channel activity
Source: RefSeq, a predicted model, not a curated record
AUGGGAAACAUCACGCACCAAGAACACCUCAAUGUCCCUCAGGAGCAGAGGCGACGAACCUCUGUUCAAGAUAUGCCUGCUUUCGCUGAGCAUGGCCCACUUGUCGACCACAAGAUUCCUCAAGCGGAUGCGGUGCAGCAAGAACCUGAUCUGGCUUGGAGUCGAAUCCGCCACUUCCUUCGAGAACCUCUGUCGGAAUUCUUUGGGGUCUUCAUCCUCAUCCUCUUCGGCGAUGGUGUCGUCGCCCAGGUUGUCCUCAGUGGAGGCACAAAGGGUGACUACCAAUCGAUUUCUUGGGGCUGGGGUCUUGGUGUCAUGCUGGGAGUGUACACCGCUGGCAUCUCAGGAGCCCAUUUAAAUCCUGCAGUAACGUUCGCCAACUGCGUGUAUCGCAAGUUUCCCUGGAGAAAAUUUCCCAUCUAUAUGCUUGCCCAGACCCUCGGCGCCAUGGUAGCGUCUGCGAUCGUCUAUGCCAACUACAAGUCUGCAAUCGAUGUUUUCGAAGGAGGCGCCAAUAUCCGCACCGUGGGCGGCGAGACCUCGACCGCAGGCAUCUUUUGCACCUAUCCUGCAGCAUUCAUGACAAAGACCGGUCAAUUCUUCUCGGAGUUCAUCGCCAGUUCUAUCCUGAUGUUCUUGAUCUACGCUUUGAAGGACGAUGGGAACAUCGGCGCAGGUAAUCUCACGCCUCUUGGCCUCUUCUUUGUUAUCUUCGGCAUUGGUGCCUGUUUUGGCUGGGAAACGGGCUAUGCCAUCAACCUUGCUCGAGAUUUCGGUCCUCGUCUGGUCAGCUACAUGAUUGGAUACGGUCACGAGGUUUGGAGUGCGGGCGGCUACUAUUUCUGGGUCCCAAUGGUUGCGCCUUUCUGCGGAUGCACCUUCGGUGGUUGGCUCUAUGACAUGUUCCUCUUCACUGGCGAGAGCCCGAUCAACACUCCUUAUAUGGGCUUGAAACGUUUUGUGCAGCCUAAGCGAUCAGUCUGGUCCAACACGUAUACUGCGAACACUGAGAGCCAGGUGUGA